Molecule: messenger RNA, 823 nt
Organism: Lolium rigidum
Lineage: Eukaryota; Viridiplantae; Streptophyta; Magnoliopsida; Poales; Poaceae
Exons: 2
Coding region: 30-473 (147 amino acids)
Source: RefSeq, a predicted model, not a curated record
GCUUUCCUUCUCUUGAGACACUUCACGUCAUGUCCAUUCCUGGGUCAACUGAUACCGUGGACCGUGCUGGGUUCUGGGAGUCCCUGGGCUCCUGUGACUGCCUCAGAAGUCACCUCAAGACCUUAGUCCUCCAUGGAUUCCAGAACCUUAACCAAGAACUGCUGUUCCUCAAUUACAUUUUGGAGAAGGGUAAGAUGCUUAAGACCCUGUGCAUUGUUCGCAGUGAGAUUGAUGACUUUUUAGCGGAGGCAUGCCACGUGGUACCGGAGGUAGGCCCGACGUCAGGUUUCAUUCUUGAGCGCGAUGCGCCAUCAGGUGGAAGCAGUGGCAGUGAUAUUUCUGUUUGCCCCGCCUCCCGCGGCUGGAGCUUUCAGAACGCCAUUGACUUGUCAGUGAAGGAUCCCUUCUAUGCGUCGAGGCAUGACGUGACCUGGAUUGCUUGUCGUACCGAGGAUGAGAGUUUGUGUUUCUGAUGAUUGUGCUUAUGAGGAUAUGGUACCUGUUACUUCUUCAUCAAUUUGCGGUGAACUAAGAAGGUGGACCGAGCCGAUGAACGUCUGGAAGCUAGUUUUAUCAGUCGUGGCACUCUUGAAUUUUUUCGGUGAGACUAAUAUGAUUCUGGGUUUGGAUGUACCUUUGCUUCGGCUUCAUGUUGUUUCGGGCCUUUUGGCUUGUAGAAGUGCUUAUUACAUGCACAAUCUAUCUCCAUUGAUAUCCUGAUGCACUUUGUUCUUCUCCUGCUAGUUGAUAACUUACCUAGUUCCUGGAAUGCAAUGUUUGUUACAUGUUUAUACCGAUCAUCCGUUGUCUAAGUUUGGAUGAA